CCCGAGUCUCUUAGGUGAUGCUGCAGCCAAGAUGGCGCCUGCGGCGGCCGUGGCGGCCUGAGCGCGAUGCUGCGGGUUCUCGGCGGCGGCUGUGGCCUUGGCCGGGGCCUCGGGUCUCUCCCGGUCGUGAGCGAUCAGCGCCUCUCCUCCGGCCGGGCUAGCUGGGACAGAGAGGAGACGGCCACGAAGAGAGGAGGCAGUGAGCAACAGGACGAGAGCGCGGCUCCUCCAGCCUCGGCACCAUGGCUGGGAUCAUCAAGAAGCAAAUCCUGAAGCACCUCUCCAGCGUUCCCUGCUGGCUGUGGUGGAGAUUGGUGUGCUGUGAAUUGCAUAAUCACCCAAAUGAGUACCAGAGGAGUCUAAGAAACCCUGGCAACUGACUGCUUGCUUUCAACAGGAAUAGGGACCUUUUUCUGAAUUUCCUGCCCUCAGAUUUACCAAAAAUUUAUCGCCUGACAAGAUAAAUCUAAGUACCCUUAAAGGAGAAGGUGAACUGAAGAAUUUGGAGUUGGAUGAAGAAGUACUCCAGAAUAUGUUGGAUUUGCCGACAUGGCUUGCUAUCAACAAAGUUUUUUGUAAUAAAGCGUCCAUUAGGAUCCCAUGGACAAAACUGAAAACACAUCCCAUCUGUUUGUCCCUGGAUAAAGUAAUAAUGGAAAUGAGUACAUGUGAAGAACCAAGAAGCCCUAAUGGCCCAUCACCAAUUGCAACUGCUUCAGGACAAAGUGAAUACGGCUUUGCUGAAAAAGUAGUUGAGGGAAUUUCUGUUUCUGUAAAUUCUAUAGUCAUCAGAAUUGGAGCAAAAGCCUUCAAUGCAUCAUUUGAACUUUCUCAGCUUCGGAUCUAUAGUGUGAAUGCACACUGGGAACAUGGAGAUUUGAGAUUUACUCGUAUUCAGGAUCCACAGAGAGGAGAGGUUUUGACUUUUAAAGAAAUAAAUUGGCAGAUGAUAAGAAUAGAGGCAGAUGCCACCCAAAGUUCACAUCUUGAAAUUAUGUGUGCUCCUGUUCGAUUAAUAACCAACCAAUCAAAAAUCAGAGUCACACUUAAAAGAAGGUUAAAGGACUGCAAUGUCAUAGCAACAAAGUUAGUUCUAAUAUUGGAUGACUUAUUAUGGGUUUUAACUGAUUCCCAGUUGAAAGCUAUGGUACAAUAUGCAAAGUCUCUUAGUGAAGCAAUAGAAAAAUCAACAGAACAAAGGAAGAGUAUGGCUCCUGAACCUACACAGAGCUCUACAGUAGUCGCAUCUGCCCAGCAAGUGAAGACAACACAAACUUCAAAUGCUCCUGAUGUAAAUGAUGCAAUUGUGAAACUAUUCAAUGAUUUUGAUGUUAAGGAAACCUCCCAUCAUUUAGUGAUUUCUCAUCUAGAUCUACACAUAUGUGAUGACAUUCAUGCUAAAGAAAAAGAGUCAAACAGACGUAUUACUGGAGGGGCAAUGCAACUCUCUUUUACACAGCUAACGAUAGAUUAUUAUCCUUAUCAUAAAGCAGGAGAUAGUUGUAAUCAUUGGAUGUAUUUUAGUGAUGCAACCAAAACAAAAAAUGGAUGGGCCAACGAGUUAUUGCAUGAAUUUGAGUGCAACGUUGAAAUGCUUAAACAGGCUGUGAAGGAUCAUAAUGUAGGUUCACCUCCUAAAUCCCCAACACAUGCCUCUCCCCAGCACACACAAACAGAGAAGGACUACCCUCUGAAAGGGACAUGCAGAACACCUUCAGUAUUAUCUCAACAAUCAAAAGCUAAGCUAAUGUCUAGUUCUGUUGUGGUUAGACUUGCAGAUUUCAAUAUAUACCAGGUCUCUACAGCGGAACAAUGUCGUUCUUCGCCCAAAAGCAUGAUUUGCUGCAAUAAAAAAUCCCUAUAUCUUCCACAAGAAAUGUCAGCUGUCUAUAUAGAAUUCACAGAAUAUUACUAUCCAGAUGGAAAGGAUUUUCCAAUUCCGUCUCCCAACCUCUAUAGCCAGCUGAAUGCACUACAGUUCACUGUGGAUGAAAGAAGCAUUCUAUGGUUAAAUCAAUUUCUGUUGGAUUUAAAACAGAGUCUUAAUCAGUUCAUGGCUGUGUACAAGUUGAAUGACAAUUCAAAAUCUGACGAGCAUGUUGAUGUUCGAGUUGAUGGCUUAAUGCUAAAGUUUGUCAUUCCUUCUGAAGUGAAAUCUGAAUGUCAUCAAGAUCAGCCACGUGCGAUUUCUAUUCAGAGUUCUGAAAUGAUUGCCACAAAUACAAGGCACUGUCCAAACUGUCGACAUUCUGACCUAGAAGCUUUGUUUCAAGACUUUAAAGAUUGUGAUUUUUUUAGUAAAACAUAUACCAGCUUCCCCAAAUCUUGUGACAAUUUUAAUCUUCUACAUCCAAUUUUCCAGAGACAUGCUCAUGAACAAGAUACCAAAAUGCAUGAAAUUUAUAAAGGAAAUAUUACUCCCCAAUUGAAUAAAAACACUCUUAAAACUUCUGCUGCCACGGAUGUUUGGGCUGUGUACUUUUCUCAGUUUUGGGUAGAUUAUGAAGGGAUGAAAAGUGGAAAAGGACGGCCAAUAAGUUUUGUAGACUCAUUCCCUCUUUCCAUUUGGAUUUGUCAACCAACAAGAUAUGCAGAGUCACAAAAAGAGCCACAGACUUGUAAUCAAGUAUCUCUAAAUACAUCACAAAGUGAAUCUAGUGAUCUGGCUGGCCGAUUGAAGCGGAAGAAGCUCUUGAAGGAGUAUUAUAGUACAGAGUCUGAGCCUUUGACAAAUGGUGGUCAGAAGCCUUCUUCAUCAGAUACAUUUUUCAGAUUUUCCUCUUCCUCGUCAGAGGCAGAUAUUCAUGUCCUAGUUCAUGUUCAUAAACAUGUCAGUAUGCAGAUUAAUCACUACCAGUAUCUGCUUCUACUUUUCCUGCAUGAGUCACUUAUCCUGCUUUCAGAGAACUUAAGGAAAGAUGUAGAAGCUGUAACUGGCAGUCCUGCUAGUCAGACGUCCAUUUGUAUUGGAAUUUUACUUAGAAGUGCAGAACUGGCUCUUUUGCUCCAUCCAGUGGAUCAAGCAAAUACUUUUAAGUCUCCCGUUUCUGAAAGUGUGAGCCCAGUAGUACCUGAUUAUAUGCCUACAGAAAAUGGGGAUUUUUUGUCUUCAAAAAGAAAACAAAUUAGUAGGGAUAUAAAUAGAAUUAGAAGUGUAACUGUUAAUCAUAUGUCAGACAACAGAUCUAUGAGUGUUGACCUUAGCCAUGUCCCUUUAAAGGAUCCUUUGCUUUUUAAAUCAGCUAGUGAUACAAAUCUGCAAAAAGGCAUUUCUUUUAUGGACUAUUUAUCAGAUAAACAUUUAGGGAAAAUAAGUGAAGAUGAAAGUAGUGGACUUGUUUACAAAAGUGGCUCAGGAGAAAUUGGAUCAGAAACAAGUGACAAAAAGGAUUCAUUUUAUACAGAUUCAAGUAGUAUCUUAAACUACAGAGAAGAUUCGAAUAUGCUUUCAUUUGAUAGUGAUGGUAAUCAAAACAUACUUUCAAGUAGUUUAACUAGUAAAGGAAAUGAAACCAUAGAGUCCAUCUUUAAAGCUGAAGAUUUGCUUCCAGAAGCAGCUUCACUCUCUGAAAACCUGGAUAUCAGUAAAGAAGAGACCCCCCCAGUUAGAACACUUAAAUCACAGUCAUCUUUAAGUGGAAAGCCUAAGGAACGUUGCCCACCCAACCUGGCUCCUCUCUGUGUUUCUUAUAAGAAUAUGAAAAGAAGCUCUUCACAAAUGUCAUUGGAUACCAUUUCACUUGACAGCAUGAUACUGGAAGAACAGUUGUUAGAAAGUGAUGGAAGUGAUAGCCAUAUGUUUUUGGAAAAAGGAAAUAAAAAGAACUCAACUACAAAUUACAGGGGCACAGCAGAAAGUGUGAAUGCUGGUGCAAACCUACAGAAUUAUGGUGAAACUUCUCCAGAUGCCAUCAGUACAAAUUCAGAGGGUGCUCAGGAAAAUCAUGAUGACCUGAUGUCCGUUGUGGUAUUUAAAAUUACUGGUGUUAAUGGGGAAAUUGACAUCCGAGGGGAGGAUACAGAAAUCUGUCUUCAAGUGAACCAGGUGACACCAGACCAAUUAGGCAAUAUCAGCCUUCGGCAUUACCUUUGUAAUCGUCCAGUUGGUUCCGAUCAGAAAGCUGUAAUUCAUUCCAAAUCCUCUCCUGAGAUUUCUCUGAGAUUUGAAAGUGGGCCUGGUGCUGUAAUACACUCUUUACUUGCAGAAAAAAAUGGAUUUCUGCAGUGCCACAUAGAAAACUUUAGCACUGAGUUUCUUACAUCUUCUCUUAUGAAUAUUCAACAUUUUUUGGAAGAUGAAACUGUUGCAACAGUAAUGCCAAUGAAGAUACAAGUUUCUAACACAAAAAUAAAUUUAAAAGAUGAUAGUCCCCGGAGCAGUACAGUAUCCCUUGAACCAGCUCCUGUAACUGUACAUAUUGAUCAUCUUGUGGUAGAGAGAAGUGACGAUGGCUCUUUUCAUAUCAGAGAUUCUCACAUGCUUAACACUGGAAAUGAUUUGAAAGAAAAUGUCAAAAGCGAUUCAGUGCUGCUGACCAGUGGAAAGUAUGAUCUGAAGAAACAACGCAGUGUCACUCAAGCCACUCAGACAAGCCCAGGGGUUCCUUGGCCUUCUCAGUCAGCCAGCUUUCCUGAGUUCUCCUUUGACUUCACUAGGGAACAGCUCAUGGAAGAGAAUGAAUCUCUUAAACAGGAACUGGCUAAAGCUAAAAUGGCUCUUGCAGAGGCUCACUUGGAAAAAGAUGCUCUUCUUCAUCAUAUAAAGAAGAUGACAGUUGAAUAGCAGGAGUGGCAGUCAAAACUGAAAUUAUAGCUCUGGAGUAGGAAGAUUAUAUUUAUAAUGUGGAUGUUACCAGUUAGGGGAAGACUUUUAUUUUCAUGAAAAGACAAUAAAACAAAAUGGAAUGUGAUGAAGUGGUGACUAUUUCAAAGCCAGUUUAGAAAGUAUUAGUACGGGCAUUACAAUCUUUUGGUUGUUUUGUGUUUUGGGGCUUAACCCUCUUCUAAACUGUUGUGAUCUAGGGAAGUCAACACAUAGUGUAAAAUAAUUACCUGCCUAAUGAAAAGAAGAUGUCAUUUCCUAAUUUUGAUAUCUCAUUUUUGGCGUUUUUUAAAAUGUAAAAGGAAAACCUCUUGUGUUCACACAGAUUGCUGAAUUGAUUUCUCCAUAUUUGUUAAUAAUUUACUAUUAUUUACAAAGAUUCAAAUGCUUUUAUGACUAAUGUAAAAUGAAAAGAGGCUUACAUUUUAAAUGUUAUUAAAAUUAUGUACUUAAAUCUAUAAUUAUUUAAUUAUUGUAAAAAGUCCAAGCAGAUUAAUAAAGUAUAUAAUUAAUGGGUUUGGAAAAUCAUCACCCUACUGAACUUAUAAAAUAUCUUGAAAAUGUGAAAAAAAAUUAUUUUAAAUUUUGGGUACAUUGUAUAAGUGGAAGGUAUAAUUUUCAACAAAAAGAUGGUACAAAUGUUAAAAGCACAAACUAUACAAAAGCAAAAUAUUAGAAUAUAUGGCCAAGUGAUUUAAAAAGCAUUAUUUGUACAUUCCUUUAAACAUUUGUUGUUAGAAGUAAAAGAGUAAUUUAUGCUGUUAAAUUUGGCACCAUUUGUAAUUAUAAAAAUUUUGAUUAAUACUA
This is a messenger RNA of Pongo pygmaeus (Bornean orangutan), 5629 nucleotides long. RefSeq names its product bridge-like lipid transfer protein family member 3B (gene BLTP3B). The record is from RefSeq and is a predicted model, not a curated record. The coding region runs from base 533 to 4783 and encodes 1416 amino acids. The transcript has 22 exons. NCBI's taxonomy places the organism in Eukaryota, Metazoa, Chordata, Mammalia, Primates, Hominidae.